Ipomoea nil (Japanese morning glory) is the source of this 970-nucleotide messenger RNA. RefSeq names its product ras-related protein RABD2c. Gene Ontology annotation, molecular function: GTP binding; GTPase activity. The record is from RefSeq and is a predicted model, not a curated record. The coding region runs from base 147 to 755 and encodes 202 amino acids. Lineage: Eukaryota; Viridiplantae; Streptophyta; Magnoliopsida; Solanales; Convolvulaceae. The transcript is spliced from 8 exons.
CACAUCACAUUUUUGCACAUUUUAAUUUCCGGCGACUAUUCCAAAUCUGGUUGAAUACUCUCUCCGGAAAACUCAAACUCCGUCCAACUCUCCGGCUACGUUUAUCUCUCUGUCGCAUCCUACCGAUCUCGAAGCUUACACCGGCCAUGAAUCCAGAGUAUGACUACCUUUUUAAGCUUUUGCUUAUAGGAGAUUCUGGUGUAGGAAAAUCAUGUCUUCUUCUGAGAUUUGCUGACGAUUCCUAUCUUGAAAGUUACAUCAGUACCAUUGGAGUGGACUUUAAAAUCCGCACAGUGGAGCAGGAUGGGAAGACAAUGAAACUCCAAAUUUGGGAUACUGCUGGCCAAGAACGUUUUAGGACAAUUACCAGCAGUUAUUACCGUGGGGCUCAUGGCAUAAUUGUGGUUUAUGAUGUGACUGAUCAAGAGAGUUUCAACAAUGUCAAGCAAUGGUUGAAUGAAAUUGACCGAUAUGCUAGUGAGAGUGUAAACAAGCUUCUUGUUGGGAACAAGUGUGACCUAACAGCACAGAAGGUUGUUUCCUAUGAGACAGCAAAGGCUUUUGCUGAUGAAAUAGGCAUACCUUUCAUGGAGACAAGUGCCAAAAAUGCAACUAAUGUGGAGCAAGCUUUCAUGGCCAUGGCCUCCACAAUCAAAGACAGAAUGGCAACUCAACCAACGAGUAAUGCACGACCUCCUACGGUGCAGAUCCGUGGGCAACCUGUCAACCAAAAAUCAGGCUGCUGCUCAAGUUGAAGGGAGAUUCCUUGUUGUAUUGCUUGGCAUGUAAAACUAGGAGGAUCUCCUUUGUUUUUAGUGGUUUGUGAAGUAUUAUACUGUUUGGCAUUUAUUGCCUUUUAUCUUUUACUUCAGAACUUUGUUUAAAUCACCAAAUUCUUUCUCUUCUAUUCAAAAUUAUAAACAGCAUUUGUACAGAAAGGUCCCAAAAUGUUGUGAAAUAAUGUUAAAUA